UAAGUAGUUUUACAGUUACAUCAAUACACCCAUUGCCGAUAACAAUUAAUCAAAUACCCUCAAACACAGCCAAACAACAGUGACGAGAUCACGGUGACUUCAGACUCGUAUAGGACUCUUAUUACGGACACAUGAUUAGUGCAAGGUGGUGGCUGUGAAGGACACGUCACCGUCAGCUGUGCCUCCACCACCACCACCGACAGCAGCAGCAGGCAGCAGCAUCAGCAGUCCCGCGCCGCCACCUGACGGACGGUCUCACACCCACCAGCCGUCAACAUGUUGUUGAAACUAACAUUGCCGUGGCUGUUUCUGGCCUCCCUGGCAUCAACACAACAAAGAGUAGCUCCUGGAGUGCCUACCAACCAAUACCAGCAGCAGCAGCAGCAGCAGCCCCAGCGCGGCCAGGUAGCGCAGCAGGGCGGCCACUACCAGGCGGGUGCCCCAGGAGUGCCACCCCAACAGUACCAGCAAGCCCCAGGUGUCCCACCACAGCAGUAUCAGCAGCAACAGCAGUAUCAGCAACCACAGCAAUACCAGCAGCAACAACAGUUUCAGCAGCCACAGCAGCAACAAUUCCAGCCACCACCGCCACCCCAGCAGCCACAGCAGCAGCAGCAGCAAUUCCAGCAACCACAGCAAGUACAGCAGCAGCCACAGAUGCAGCCACAUGGAGGACAUGGAGGAGGAGGCCACAACCAGCGUGUAUUGCACAACCCUAACCUGAGUAGUGAGCGUGACCACAUCAAGGACCAUCUGGAGGUGCCCAUUGACACUGCUAGCAUGUCUGACCAGGAGCUGCAGUUCCAUUACUUCAAGAUGCAUGAUGCAGAUAACAACAACAAGUUGGAUGGCCAGGAACUCAUCAAAUCUCUCUUCCAUUGGCAUGACUCUGCCAACCAUGAAGGAAAAGCUGGCCACCCACAGCCUGAGGAGAAGUUGUUCACCGACAUUGAGUUGGUGAACAUGAUUGAUCCGAUACUUGAUCAAGACGACAAGAACAAGGACGGCUUCAUUGAUUACCCAGAGUUUGUGCAGGCUCAGCGUAAUGCUGCCGCUGCUGCUGCCUCCAACACCCAUGCUUAGAAUGGCAAGUGGUGGGAGAACAACUAACAUCGAGUGUGGUGCCAUGGGAGCUCCCUAACUAGUGCUCUCUUCAGGCUGCCUCACUUCCCAUCAUCAAGGAAUGCCUCUUUGUGGGCACCAUCCCAAGAUUCCUGCAUUACAUCCAUGUUUGAGGAAUGUACCUGUUGGUAUUGGUUAUGGAGUGUACCAGUGUAUCCCAUAUAAAUGGUCUCCUAGGUGUUUUUGGGCCUCAGUGGAGCAUAUUCUAUAACUUAAGUAUUUUCCAAUUAACUUAUUUUCUACAAAAAAAAUAUAUACUGUAGUUUCAUUGAACACAACGCACAUUUAAUACGCUUACACCUCAGUCUAAUUUUGUUUUCUGCAAAUAGUGACUUGAAAAAUAUGUUUUGAAAUACUGAGCAGUGACAAUGAUGGAUGUGAGAAAUACACUUGCAGUGUCAAAAAUGCAUCACAGGGACAGUGAUCUCCCAAGAACUUGUUUAUCAAAUUGUGGUGAUAUUGAAGGCUGCACCUGUGACUAAGCUGUUAGGGAGCACCACCAGUGCUUUUCUCUGAUAGGGCUGAUGUGGUGAAGGUGCUUUAAUUUUUUUACAGAUCUGAGAAUUAGUUGGUGAAUAUUUUGUAUUUUAGUCAACUUGAUGACAGAAAUUUGUUGAUGUUGAAAUAAUAUUGUUAUUACAUAUAGUUUGUCGCUUUUCAGUUGGUACUGUGGGAACUUUAUUGAAAUGAUUUUUAAAAACGAUCAAGAUUUUGUUUAAGAAUUAUCAUGAUCUCUUUUCUUGAAGCCGAGUAGGACAAGCUGUGUGAAUCAAUGUGAAAUUGCAUAUUCAGUGCUGACUUCUUCCAUAGAGUUCCAACAAAGUCUUCAUUCUUUUUAGUAUUGUUCUACAUUGAUUCCAAUGUUAGAAUAUUUCUUGAUAUUUCAUAAAACCUAAUUAACAGCAGUUGCCAAAAUAUUUAAGUAUAUAAUAAACAAAAUGAUUAUUCAGAAACAUAAUUGAAUGCAAGACACAGUAUUUAUGAAAUAAGAUGAAAUAUUUUAACUGCAAAGUCAUUGUAAGCUAUAUACAAGAAGGAGAAAGAAAUCACAGAGUUGCUGUGCAUGCAGCAUCUUGUUAGUGUGUGGCUUCAAAGCUCACUAAGGUUCAAGCAGUGUGCUCGGUGCUCUUCCACUGAACAGAUAAUGCUUUUUGUUGAUGAAUUGUUUUGAUAAACACAAAAAAUAUUUAUUGCUUUGUUAGUGUGGUGGAGCUGUUGAGUCCCUUAAAGUUAUCACAAGUGUCUGCCUGACAGUUCACAUAUGUACAUCAGCACAAGGUGUGUGAAUGUACUAACAGACAAGCAUGUAUGCAUGCAAGUAAGCAGCAUAAAAACCUGAAGACAGAGGCUUAACGGUGGAGUUUUAUUUCUGAUAUAAAACGUAUUUGAUAAAACACUAUCACUUUCCUACACAUUGUCAGUAAAACUUUACAAUUAUUCUGUGGUCUCAUAAUACAUCUCCAUUUGCCUCACUUUAUCUCUCAGAUUUGUUAGCCCUGAACAUUGCACCAAAGUGUUUCAGGCAAAACUGAAUGGUCUUCCAUGCUGCAUUACCACACAUGACUGAGAAUUGAUUGUGGAUGAUGAAAUGAAAGUGUGUGUGGGUGUGGUUGUGUGUGUGUAUCCCAUUCAUUUGUUCUUUGUAUGAUCUAUAUGUAUAUUAAAGGCAAUUUUCUGCAGUAUAUUUAUAUACAAAGGAAAGAGGCAUACAAUAUUACUGACUUACACUCACUCUUAUAAGUAUAAUCAUAGAUGCCUCUGUGUGGAAUAGUGCAUUCUCAAUUUUAAAAGACUUGUAUAACAAUUGUCUACAUAUUGUGAAUAUAGGAGGAAAUAUUGAUAAGUACUUGGCUACAGUCUGUACUGCACUGAAGCACUUGCAGCAAGUCUAUCCCUGGGUAGGUGAACAGUGCAUAAUCAGCAUGCAUGGCUGGGUGUGACAAUGAAUAUAUAUAUAUAUAUAUAUAUAUAUAUAUAUAUAUAUAUAUAUAUAUAUAUAUAUAUAUAUAUAUAUAUAUAUAUAUAUAUAUAAUCACAAUAGCAGGUGGUAAAUUGACAGCAAUAACUUUAACAAUGAUAACCAAUAAAUUUAUUGCUACAUAAUCGAUAAAUUGAUAAAUCCAGUUUUGAUACUAGCAGUAACUAUAUUGAUUUUUCAGAUAAAGAAUUGAUAAAUCUAAAUCUUCGUUUCUACCAAAGGAAACUUAGGAAAAUCUUCAAAUUCUAAAAUUCAAAAUCUGCAUCCUCUCUUCACUAAUGAAAAGUAGCUACUGUUUUAUGUAAAAUAACUACAAUUGGUUUGAAAGUUUAAAACUCCUACUUCCCCUUGUUCCAAAAACUAAAAUUAUUGAUUAUCAUUAGUUUGGAACCAUAAGAAUCAGCGAUACCGAUUAAUCGAUAACGUGGGAAAAGUAAUAAAUGUGAUAGCCGAUAACCUGCUACCCUUAUCGUGAUACGUUAUCGGGAUAACGCCCACCCAUGAUAGACAGUGUUGCAGUGAAGCCAGCCUAUUAGUACUCAAGGUGGUCUGAGGCAGCACACUUCCACACACAUCAAUGUCAACAUCAUUCAUUGGCAGUAACUGGUGAAGUACAAAAAAUGCUGCUUCAGUGAUAGUGGCCAAUGAUUGUUGUUCCAUAAUGUUCGAACACUGAAAAGGGUACAUCAUGUACAGAUAAUAUUUAAUAUAGUAACGUGCAAUUGUAUUUUGAGAUAAUUACUAGUAGUAAUUAUUAGUAAUGGGAUUACGUUUUCUGAUUAAAUGUUCAAGAGAACUACCCGGAAGAAGCCGCAUGGGCGUGACGGCUGCUUUGUCAAGGGUCGCCGGGAGGAAAAAUUUUCUACUUUUCUUUGAAAUAAAAAAUAAAUAACA
Molecule: messenger RNA, 3994 nt
Organism: Portunus trituberculatus (swimming crab)
Lineage: Eukaryota; Metazoa; Arthropoda; Malacostraca; Decapoda; Portunidae
Product: adenylate cyclase, terminal-differentiation specific-like
Exons: 3
Coding region: 277-1083 (268 amino acids)
Molecular function (GO): calcium ion binding
Source: RefSeq, a predicted model, not a curated record